Messenger RNA from Suillus bovinus, 891 nucleotides. RefSeq lists its product as uncharacterized. Bases 1 to 891 code for a protein of 296 amino acids. Gene Ontology annotation, molecular function: oxidoreductase activity, acting on NAD(P)H, oxygen as acceptor. The transcript has 10 exons. NCBI's taxonomy places the organism in Eukaryota, Fungi, Basidiomycota, Agaricomycetes, Boletales, Suillaceae. The record is from RefSeq and is a predicted model, not a curated record. Gene Ontology annotation, cellular component: intracellular anatomical structure.
AUGUCAGCCUACCAAAAGCUUGCGCUAUUACUACGUGCACACUCCUUAUCCUUAACUAAUGUUUUACCAUCGACUUCUCUGAAAAAUGCAUCAUCAUUCACUGGGGGCAAUCGCGGGAUUGGAUACGCAUAUAGUCGUGCUGUUGCUCAGGCUGGUGCACGAGUGGCCAUUAUCUACAGAAGUUCCAAGGACGCGCAUGAGGUAGCUGAGAAGCUUGGAAAAGAAUUCGGCGUGAAGGUCAAAGCUUAUCGAUGCGAUGUAUCCGAUGCAGACAAGACAAAUGAAACGUUCUCUCUCAUCGACAAAGAUCUCGGUCCGGUGACAGGACUUAUAGCAAAUGCUGGUGUCUCCGUGGUGAAGCCUGCACUCGAGCUGACCAACAAGGACUUCCAUAAAGUGUACGGUGUCAAUGUCCUUGGUGUAUUCAACAGCACCAAGGCCGCGGCAAAGCUUUGGAUUGACAAGAAGUAUGGCGGUUCGAUCGUUAUCACAUCCUCCAUGAGCUCGCGAAUCAUAAAUCAAGUCGCGCCAAAUAAACCAUUAACUCAGGUCUUCUACAAUUCAUCCAAGGGUGCUGUGUCCACUCUCAUGAAAGGGUUGGCUGCAGAGUGGGCUAUUCAUGGCAUUAGAGUGAAUGCGCUGUCCCCUGGUUAUGUGAACACGGAUCAAACCUCUGGUAUGGAAACCUGCGUCCUCGAGAAUCAAGCAAGGACCGUACCGCUCGGACGCUUCGCCGAGCGCUCACCACCUCAAAAGCCGCAUGAGAUGACAGGCCAGGCAGUGUUGCUUCUGUCCGAUCAUGCCAGCUACAUGACGGGUGGAGAAUAUUUUGUCGACGGCGAGCGCGCAACAGGAAGACUCGGACGCGGAAAAGUUGUCGCAGACAAUUGA